Molecule: messenger RNA, 2115 nt
Organism: Penicillium pulvis
Lineage: Eukaryota; Fungi; Ascomycota; Eurotiomycetes; Eurotiales; Aspergillaceae
Product: FAD-dependent oxidoreductase
Exons: 7
Coding region: 1-2115 (704 amino acids)
Molecular function (GO): FAD binding; monooxygenase activity
Source: RefSeq, a predicted model, not a curated record
AUGGCACAGUUGAAAGUACUCAUCGUGGGAGCCGGGAUUGGUGGCUUGACUGCAGCACUGGCUCUGAGACAGCAAGGACAUCAAGUUACCCUUCUGGAGUCCUCGAGCUUCAGUAACGAAAUUGGAGCAGCUAUCAAUAUUCCGCCUUAUUGCGAUGGUGUCUUGAAAAGACUAGGAAUUGAUCUAGGGAAAAAUGAUUGUGUUGGCGCAAUUGAAUGCACCGGGUGCACGAUCUGGGCUGGUGCUGUUGGCCAAAAGAUGAUCUCACUGGAUUAUCAUGCAGAGAGUGGCAGAUGGCAGCAUGCAAUUUCGAUCGAGGGGGCUGGGAAGCCAUGCACCCUCCGACUGGGAUCGAAAGUGGUAUCAGUGGACCCAGACGAAAGCGAGAUCGUUCUUGCGAAUGGCGAACGAUUACAUGGAGAUUUGAUCCUAGGAGCGGAUGGAGUCCAUUCCCAAUGUCGCAAGGCCCUCGAAGGAGGAGCGGGCUACGUCCCUUUCGAUAGUGGAAUUAGCGCUUUUCGCUUCCUCAUCCCGACCCAGACUCUUCAGGACGACCCUCUUACAAAUGAAAUGAUCAAGUCAGAUGGUAACCUGACCGUAGUCAUGGGGACCGGCGUCAGACGCCUCGUGUGCUAUCCCUGUGCAGGUUACAAGACGACAAAUUGUAUCUACCUGCAUCCAAGCCAUGAAUCCAGAUCACAUCAAGCCAAGGGAAAUGGUUCAAAGAAGCAAUUGAUGUUGCAAAUUGCGAGCGAGUUUGCAUUGCCAGUCAAGGCAAUUUUGGAAAAGGCCCCUGAGGAUGAAACCAAUAUUUGGCCAUUGCUCGACUUGCCUGAAUUACCAACAUGGGUCAAUGGAAGACUGGCCCUCCUUGGCGACGCUGCUCACCCUUUCCUACCCCACCGAGGAGAAGGUGCCGCCCAAGCAAUUGAAGAUGCUGCAUCGCUUGGAGUACUACUCCCACACGGUACGACUGUCGAUGAAAUCCCCGAGAGACUUGCACUAUAUGAGAAGUGCCGGAAAGAGCGAGCCACGCGUAUUCAGAUCGCCUCUCGCGUGAACAGCCAACCCAUGGAAAUUCAAAGAAAAAAGGAUUUUCCCGUAAGUCAAUACACACCACCCAGGCCGAAUCUCGAUUUCAGUCACGAUGAAUUUCAUUAUUCUAGCCAAGCCUUGCAAAAGGCGGAAUGGUCCAAGAAGAUAUCGCAUUGGCGUCAGCCUAUUUCAUUUGGACCAUUGCUUAGUCCCCAUCAGUAUAACAAUGGAAGCAUCACUGACGGAAUUUCUGGUAUUCACCCCCAAAAGACCGUCCGGUCUAUUCGGUUUGCCACAUCCAAGACAUACCUAGAAGGGCUUCUGCCAACUGAGUCUUUCUCGUUUAUCCUGCCUGAUACCGUGGUACAGGCCUCCUUUAUCCACACCUCGUUCCAAAAAUUGUCUUGGCUGGGCGGAUCAGGAUAUGACCGUGUCGGGCUAUAUAUCCACGGGACGCAAUAUACAUCUCACAAAGGAGAGGCGGUCCAUGGGACGUUCGUUCCCAUUCUGUUUGAGAACCUAGCCGAUGCAGUCGUCUCCCAGCGCGAUGAGUGCGGUGCUCCUGCAUUGUACUGCGAUAUUGAGACAGUCGAUGAUGGAAGUUUCAAAACAAUUGAAAUGAGUUGGCGUGGUACAGCGUUUGGUAGACUUUGCUGGUCUCAGUUGCAUGGAGACAGCACCAGUGAUGAGAAGGAAGCUGAUGAACUCCAUCGAGAAACUCCGGCUAAGCACAACUCCGACUUAGGAUUACUGACUUAUCGCUAUAUUCCGGCUGUUGGGAAACCCGGAAAGGCUGACGCGGAGUACGCUGUACUCGAGCCCUAUAAAAAGACACCGCUGGCCGACGAAGAUGAAGAACAACAAAAUGAAGACGUUUCAAUUGGGAUUUCUCAAUCACUAGAUGACAAACAAAAACAGCAGUGUUCGUUCAAUUUCACUGCCGGCCAUGUGAAAUGCAUUCCGACCAUCCAUCAUAUUGUCAAGGUUCUGCAAGGAAUACCUGUAUAUGGCGUUCUGGAAGCGAAAGUGGAAACUGUUGAAGGAGGAGAUGACUUCAGCCAUGCUUUUCGGAUUGACUAA